Messenger RNA from Rattus rattus (black rat), 1768 nucleotides. RefSeq names its product multiple coagulation factor deficiency 2, ER cargo receptor complex subunit (gene Mcfd2). The transcript is spliced from 4 exons. NCBI's taxonomy places the organism in Eukaryota, Metazoa, Chordata, Mammalia, Rodentia, Muridae. The record is from RefSeq and is a predicted model, not a curated record. Gene Ontology annotation, molecular function: calcium ion binding. Bases 112 to 549 code for a protein of 145 amino acids.
CCGAGGGGCGGGUCGGGCGUACGGAGAAAAAGCGUCUGGGGGACGGCAGCUGGCAAGGUUCAUCCAGAAGUGCUUCGCGACUGCGUCAGGGAUUAUCAGGGUACUGGAAGCAUGGUGUCCCUGCAGCUGCUCAGAGGUCCCUUCCUGUGUGUUCUGCUCUGGGUCUUUUGUGUUCCUGGUGCCAGGGCCCAGGAGCAUGGGGCUGGUGUCCACCAUGGCAGCGUGGGCCUGGACAAGAGCACAGUGCACGACCAAGAGCACAUUAUGGAACAUCUGGAAGGUGUCAUCAACCAGCCAGAGGCUGAGAUGUCCCCACAGGAACUACAGCUCCAUUAUUUCAAAAUGCAUGAUUAUGAUGGCAACAGUUUGCUUGAUGGCUUAGAGCUCUCGACGGCCAUCACUCACGUGCACAAGGAGGAGGGGAGUGAGCAGGCCCCACCCAUGAGCGAGGACGAGCUCAUCAGCAUCAUAGACGGCGUCCUGAGAGACGAUGACAAGAACAACGACGGCUACAUCGAUUAUGCGGAGUUCGCCAAGUCGCUGCAGUAGGCGGCUGGCCCUUUCCUGUGCACACGUGACCCUUGCUAAUGUGAUGGACAUUCUGGUAAUGAGAAGCAGCUUAUUUCUGUCUGCUGCUGCAGCGCUGGUAAAGCCUGUGGCAGUCUGUUAGACUGGGGGAGGAGGAAGCCACAAGGAAUACGGAGAGAAGUGGGGCAGUGUCCUUACGUGCGUUUAAACCUGUUGGACAAGAGCUCAAACCUUCCGAAGGGUGGUGGGGUAUCCCAAGCUCCCAGGAACCUGAGUCUAGAAGCCACUCUAACUUCUUGAUGUUAUUUCAUGCUACCUGAAAAGUAAAGACAGUCUGCUUUGCCAAGUGGACACUUCAGUGACGGUGGAGGGAGAGCCGAAAGCCGCAUGUCUUCCCAGUUGGGUUCUGCUCUGGGCAGAUGUGGUCAGUAUGCUGUUCCCCAGGCAUACAGCAUCACGUCCUAAAGCCACAGCAGGAGAAGAAUGUCACCCACGGAGUCCACCAGACGCAGAGUGAAGACUCCUUACCCACUGGCAUUAUGGAAGCGAGCACCACUGGCCUGAAUACUUAGCCUUUUCAGAUCUUCAGUAUCUUACACAACUACUGCCACACCCUGUGCUCUGUCACCAGCCCGAGAGAAACCUUGAAUUGGGUGUGCUCUCCGCUCACCGCCCACCGUUUGAGCUCCCUGACCUUGUGUUUUAUCCUUGCUCCCAGGGCUCCCUUCAUGGCUUAUGAACUAUUAACUUGGUAUCGCAGGUUUAAACUGUCAGCUGCUCUAGCCUAAGUCAGACCAGAAAAGAUCAGUCACUAAGGGUGGUGGCUAACCUCAUCCAAGUUUUGAAGGAAUGUUUUUAAAAUUACCUCUUUGAGCCUGAAUAUGAUAAUUCUUUUAAUUUCAGGGAAGAGCAGAAAAGGAAGCGCAGUAGUAGCUGAAAGAGAAGCAGCCAUAGGUCGUACUUUGCGUUGUGAAACGUCAUAGACUUACUGUAAACGAAUCCAGAAUGAUGGUGGGAUCAGAAAAAAACUGAAUCAAAUUUGCUUUACGAUGUAUAGAGACUUAUUUUCUUUAUUAAAGUAUUCUUGUAAGAAAACUUACGUAUUUGUAAAACAGUUUUCUGUGUCAAGUAUUUGUGCAAUCGGAGCUGACUUGUAAACUAUUCUUGUAAGAUCUCAUUAUUUUGAAAGAUUUAUAUAAUGAACUCUGACUAUCUGACAAUAAAAUGGAUGAAAAAGUAA